This is a messenger RNA of Morchella sextelata, 4689 nucleotides long. RefSeq lists its product as uncharacterized. The coding region runs from base 1 to 4689 and encodes 1562 amino acids. Gene Ontology annotation, molecular function: ATP binding; protein binding; protein serine/threonine kinase activity. Gene Ontology annotation, biological process: macroautophagy; protein targeting to vacuole; protein phosphorylation. Gene Ontology annotation, cellular component: nucleus-vacuole junction; late endosome; phosphatidylinositol 3-kinase complex, class III, type II. NCBI's taxonomy places the organism in Eukaryota, Fungi, Ascomycota, Pezizomycetes, Pezizales, Morchellaceae. The record is from RefSeq and is a predicted model, not a curated record. The transcript has 9 exons.
AUGGGCCAGAAUUAUUCGGCCUUGCCCGACCGUAACGUCGGUAGUGCUGGAAUAGAGAUCACUGAGCUAUCGGAUAUACACUACGAAAGAUCUCUUGGUUCGGCGCGCUUCCUGAAAACUAUUCGUGCAAGCCAUGAUGACGGUCUGGUUGUUGUAAAAAUAUUCUUAAAACCUUCGCCAACCUUCUCACUGGAGGAAUAUCAUUCACAAAUCAAACACGAACAAGAAUCUCUGGCAGACAUCCCGAAUGCCAUCUCCUAUCAGAGGAUCAUCGAGACGGAUAAGGCGGGGUAUAUGGUUCGCCAGUACCUGUACAGCAGUCUCUACGAUCGGAUUAGCACACGUCCUUUUCUAGAAGAAAUAGAGAAGCGCUGGGUUGCAUUCCAGCUUCUUUGCGGCCUUCGCGACUGCCACGCUCGAGGGAUUCAUCAUGGGGACAUCAAAGCCGAGAAUGUCCUCGUCACUACUUGGAACUGGAUCUACCUCUCCGAUUUUGCCAGGUUUAAACCGACGCAUCUACCAGAAGACAACCCCGCGGAUUUUUCGUAUUUUUUUGACACGUCGGGGAGGAGGAUAUGCUACGUGGCGCCAGAGCGCUUCCUCGGCGCUGGCGAACGAAGCUCUGAGGCCAAUCUUACCGACGAAAUGGAUAUUUUCAGUCUUGGAUGCGUUAUUGCCGAGCUGUUCUUGGAGGGGACACCUUUAUUUACCUUAUCGCAGUUGUUCAAGUACCGCUCGGGAGAAUAUGAUCCUGUGACUCAUCUAGAAAAGAUCGAGGAUCCGGAUAUUAGGCACAUGGUGCAGCACAUGAUAAAUCUUGACCCCUCAAAAAGGCACUCUGCAGAGCAGUAUCUAAAUUUGUGGCGUCGCAAAGCUUUUCCAGAAUACUUUUACAGUUUUCUUCAUCAAUAUAUUGGUUUCAUCACAGACCCUACAUCUGGGCAGGGGUCGCUUGUUGCUGUCGACGAACGGGAUCUAGCCAACCAGGCGGACGAUAGAAUUGAUAGGAUCUACCAUGAUUUUGACAAGAUAGCGUUUUUUCUAGGUUUCGAUCAGUCCCAAGAUACUAACGGCGGAGGACAGGAGAAGCGGAUUGCUUCAAAGGACAAUAUUAUACCAGUUCAUCUGGAUAUACCCAACUAUCAGCGACGUUCAUCAGCUGUACGAAGGAGGGCAAUAAGCUCUGACGAUGGCACGUUGAUCUUUCUGAGCUUAAUCUCUUCCAGUGUGCGGAACACGAGCAGGGCUACUGCCAGAGUGAGGGCUUGCGACUUGUUUCUAGCUUUCGCGGAAAGGUGUACAGAUGAAGCAAAGAUGGAUAGAUGUUUACCGCAUCUCGUACUGCUAUUGCAGGACAAGUCCGUUAUAGUUCGAGUGGCUGCUCUGAGAACCGUUACGCAACUGAUGGAACUCGUCGAAGUCGUCUCUCCUGUAAACGCUCAUGUCUUUCCGGAGUAUAUACACCCAAAGUUAGACAAAUUCGUCGACUCUGAUCACAUCAUCAUCCGCUCCACCUAUGCUUCAUGUCUUGCCUCACUAGCCGACUCGGCCUCCAGAUUUUUGGACAUGGCGCAGGCACUACGGGCCUCUGGAGCCCUCCCCACUGCGGACCCCGAAGCCGAGGGCGACGCCCCAGCGACCGAGUCCGCGCUUUUUGACGUUGCCCGCGCUGACUUGGUAUCAUUUUUCAGCGAGCACUCUAAAAUACUGCUAACAGACCCCUCCUCAUCUGUGCGCCGCGCUUUCCUACGCAGUGUCUCCCGCCUCUGCGUCUUCUUUGGCAAAAACAAAGCCAACGAUGUAAUCCUAUCACAUCUGAAUACAUACCUCAACGACAAAGAUUGGAUGCUGCGCUGCGCCUUCUUCGAGACCAUUACCGGCGUCGCAACAUACAUUGGCGGCACCGCGCUCGAGGAGUACAUCAUGCCUCUCAUGGUGCAAUCCCUAACGGACCCCGAAGAGUUCGUUGUUGUCAAAGUUCUUGGGUCCCUAACCGGGAUGGCAGAAGUUGGUCUCCUCGGGCGAGCCAAGGUAUGGGAGUGCUGCGAGGUCGUAGGAAGGUUCAUGGUACACCCGAACCUAUGGGUGCGGCAGGGCGCGGCGGCUUUCAUUGCUGCGGGGACAAAGUGGCUGAGCCCAGCUGAUGUGCACUGUAUCGUAGCACCGAUGGUCAGGCCGUUCUUGCAGAAUGAUGUGGUUUCGUUGGACGCAUUGAGUAUCCUAGAGAAUCUCAAGAAACCAUUAUCGAGGAAUGUCUUUGAUAUGGCAGUUACUUGGGCGACGCAAACGAGGAGAGGUAUCUUCUGGAAUGCGGCGCAAGAGCAGAGGACUUUUGCGUAUGGAAGUGUGAUGGAGGCGUUUCCGAAGGCUGGGGUGCGUGAUGUCGGAGUCAACAUGUUUAUGAGGGUACCCAAGAACGAGGAAGACGAGAACUGGCUUGGGAAACUCCGAAACCUUGGCAUGACCGCAGAAGACGAAUGGAAAGUCAUUGCCCUCCGCGAAUACAUCUGGCGCAUGGCACAAUCAAAAACACAGCUCAUAUCCGACGACACGCCCUCGGUGCUUAAUAGCACCAUAUCAUUGAAGAACCUGAACAUCACCCCUCAAACCAUUUUCUUCGACGAGAACGAGUCGUUUUUCUCCCUCGCCGCGGACACUUCUCCGUCGACAGGUAAUAGGCCGCACACAAUCGCAGAUGCGCUUUUGGACGCCAGCAAGACAAUUGAUGCACCAAGGCGCUCCCUUUCAACUAGGUUGAAAAGGCCUCCGGGAAUGGAGAUCCGGCGGUCCCGCCUCGGCGGAGAUAGCAUGUCAAUGUCUGGCUCUGGACCUCCGACACCAACUGCUGAGACCUCGGCGCCACUGGCAGUACCAGUCGUCACAGUAGCUGGUAGCAGUGAAUCGAGUACCGCGGCAAGCUCAGUAGAUAACAACCAUAAUGGCGGUGGCCCCGCAUUGUUGAGAAGGAAGCCGAGCACGCUUAGCUUACUAGCCCGGGGUCAAGAAGCCGGGAAGGCGCCUCCAGAGACCGGAACGGUAUCGGUGUCAGCAUUCGGCCGAGUCGAGCACCCAUUCACACGCAACGCAGACGGCGCACUAAAGGUCACGGAGACGGUAGAAACACCGGUAUUUAAGUUCCGUGGUGCACACUCCUAUGACGGCAAUGACCCGCAUAUAUUGAAGCUACUCGACGCGAUGUACCUGCAGAACUACCCCAGCGACAUCCUCGAGUUCGGUCCUGCGAUCGUUCCCAUCCCAACCCAGCAGCGGCGCACACCAAUCAAAAAAUCGAGUGGUCGACCGGCGGGCGGGACUUGGAAGCCGGAGGGUGUGCUGGUUGCGCAGUUUGGUGAGCAUACCGGCGCGAUCAAUAGGGUUGUUGUGGCGUCAGAUCAUAAUUUCUUUGUUACCGGGAGUGAUGAUGGCACGGUGAAAAUAUGGGAUUCAAGUAGAUUGGAGAAGAACGUUGCGUUUAAGGCAAGGCAGACAUAUAGGCAUGCAACUGGGUCUAAGGUGAAGGCGCUAUGCUUCGUCGAGAAUACUAGGUGCUUUGUGUCCGCGGCCACGGACGGAUCCGUGCAUGUGGUUAAGGUGGAUCUACAAUUGACGGGCCAGGCAGCGAAGUAUGGGAAGUUGAAGGUAAUGAGGAAUUGGCAGUUGCCCGAGAAGGAAUAUGCGGUGUGGAUGGAGCACUUUAAAGCAGAUACCCAUUCGAUCCUACUAAUCGCGACCAACAAUUCCAACAUCUAUGGACUGGACCUGAGGACUAUGCAGAUCCUCUACACUCUCAAGAACCCCAUGUUCCAUGGCACCCUGACCUGCUUCUGUGUCGACCGUAAACACAAUUGGCUCAUCGUCGGCACCUCUCACGGCCUCCUAGACAUGUGGGAUCUCCGUUUCCAACUCCGCCUGAAAGCCUGGGGCCUCCCCGGCUCGGCACCCAUCCAUCGCGUCUCCGUGCACCCCUCCAAGGGCCGCGGCAAAUGGAUCAUAGUCGCCGGCGGCACCGGCCACGGCGAGCUCUCAGUCUGGGACUGCGAAAAAACACAAUGCCGCGAGGUCUACCGCGCCGGUGGCAAAGACAGCGGAAAGGGCUACGAGCCAUGGAACGUCGAAGACGAGUCUUCGGAGAAUAUGCUCACCCGCUUCGCCACCACCCCGACCCACCUCGAGUCCGGCGGCGCCAGCAAUGGCGACCGCGGGGUCCGCGCGUUUGUGGCGGGGCUGGAUGUCACCGAGGACAGUGGAGAGUCGAGGACGAUGCCUGGGUUCAUUAUCUCGGCCGGGGCAGACAAGAAGAUCCGCUUUUGGAACUGCUCGAAGGUCGAGUCGUCGAUUGUUGUGAGCGGGCUUGAUGCGGAGGAGCUGAAGCCGACGUUUACGACGUCGCAUCCGACGUCGACGCUGACGUUGAAUACGGAGCGGGUUCCGGCGCCGGCGGGGUCGACUCCGGAGGCGGCGAGCAGUAGCGGCGGGAGGGCGCUGCUACCUGGUGCGGCGGGAAGCAGUACGGGGAAGAAGGCGGCGAAGGCGAGUGGGAGGACGCCGAGGAGUACGGUGAUUAGCAUGCAGCAGCAGCAGCUGUUGAAGUGUCAUUUGGACUCGAUCUUGGAUGUGGCGUUCUUGGAGGUUCCUGAAGAGCCGGAGCAGCAGGAGCAGUCUAGGGGGGCGCUUAAAUUCACAUUCUAA